CACAACAUCGCUACUCAGUCCAACAACAAAGAAAAACGAUGACUCCAUUAAAAUUACAGUCAAAGAUUAUUCCUUUUUCAUUAUUUACAAAACAUACAACUAAUCAAACGUUGUUUCUUGUUUCUCUCUCAUCUUUCCUUUGCUUUCUCUCUCAUCUUUUGCCCUUUUCCGCAAGAACCCAUAACUGAAGGAAGAUAUUCAUGGAGGAAUCAGAAGUAUUAGCUUCAAUUAUUUGCUGGGUUUCUUGAAAUUACUUCGCCCAUCAAUUGCUUGUGUUAAUUCUUUCAAGAUUUUUCCUUUUGAGUUAGAAUCUGAAAAUUAUCAUGGCUGGGAAUUGGGAUUCGAUUUCCGAGCAAGGCGACGAAAGCCACCAUUUCGACAAGCUACACAUCGAACCAAUUUACGAUGCAUUUAUCUGCCCGCUAACCAAGCAAGUAAUGCGAAACCCCGUCACUCUCGAAAACGGGCAAACGUUCGAGAGAGAAGCAAUCGAGAAAUGGUUCAGGGAGUGCAGGGAGAGUGGAAAAAGACCCGUUUGCCCCUUAACUCUGAGGGAGCUGAAAAGCACGGAACUCAAUCCGAGUAUUGCAUUGCGAAACACAAUCGAAGAGUGGAAUGCAAGAAACGAAGCUGCUCAAAUAGACAUGGCCCGCAAAUCGUUAUCGUUGGCCAGCCCGGAGAACGAUGUUACACAAGCGUUGGGAUUCGUGCAGCACUUGUGCCAAAAAAACCCGUCGGAUAAACAUGUUAUCCGUAAUGCUGGUUUGAUACCUAUGAUUGUUGAUGUGCUUAAAAGCAGUAGUCGUCGAGUUAGACGGAAAGCUCUAGAAACCCUUCGAUCUGUUGUCGAAGAUGAUUCCGAUAAUAAGGAAAUAAUGGCGGAAGGGGACACGGUGCGAACGGUGGUGAAAUUCUUGUCACACGAGCAAUCGGAGGAGAGAGAAGAAGCUGUUUCGUUGUUGUACGAGCUUUCUAAAUCGGAGAAGCUAUGUGAGAAGAUUGGUUCGGUUAAUGGGGCGGUUCUCAUUUUAGUAGGAAUGGCUAGCAGUAACUCGGAAGAUGUUCUGACUGUUGAAAAAGCCGAUUUUACCCUUGAUAAUCUUGCGCAGUGUGAGAACAAUGUAAGACAAAUGGCUGAAUGCGGCAGAUUACAGCCGCUUCUUACGCUACUACUCGAAGGAUCUCCCGAAACUAAACUAUCAAUGGCAUCGUUCCUCGGCGAACUAGUUCCAAACAACGAGGUGAAGCUCUUCGUCGCCCGAACGGUCGGUUUCUCGUUAAUCAAUCUAAUGAAGAGCAGCGCUAUAGAGUCACGAGAAGCGUCUCUAAAAGCUCUAAAUCAAAUCUCCUCCGACGAAGCCAGCUCUAAGGUCUUGAUCGAGGCCGGUAUUCUUCCGCCCCUCGUAAAAGACCUAUUCACCGUCGGAGCCAAACAACUCCCGAUGCGCCUCAAGGAAGUUUCAGCGACGAUCCUCUCCAAUAUCGUGAAUUCGGGCCACGAUUUCGAUUACAUACCCGUGGGGCCCGAUCACCAAACCCUCGUCUCGGAGGAAAUAAUCCACAACCUUUUACACCUCAUUAGUAAUACGGGCCCCACUAUAGGGUCCAAACUUCUCCAAGUUCUCGUCGGUCUCACGAAUUCGUCUUCCACCGUAAUUAGCGUCGUUUCUGCUAUUAAAAGCUCCGGUGCUAUAAAUAGCACAGUUCAAUUUAUCGAGGCCCCCCAGAGCGAUCUGAGGCUGGCCUCGAUAAAGCUUCUUCAGAACCUCUCGCCGCACAUGGAUCAAGAAUUGGCCGAUUGCUUGCGGGCCCCGCUUUCGGGCCUAAUCAGGGUUAUAACGGAAAACGUAGGUAUGGUAACGGAAGAGCAAGCGGCGGCAGUCGGCUUACUAGCGGAUCUUCCUGAGAGAGAUUCGGGGCUUACUAGGCAAAUGCUCGACGAAGGUGUUUUCGAGAUGUUCGUUUCAAGAAUCGUCAAAAUACGACAAGGGGGGGCGAGGGGGGGCCGUUUUAUGACCCCCUAUUUAGAAGGGCUCGUGAAGGUCCUAUCAAGAAUCACGUUCGCCUUAACCGACGAGGGCGCUCGAGCAAUUUGCCAUAGCCACAAUCUCGCCUCUCUCUUCGUAGAACUUUUGCAAGCGAACGGGCUCGACAACGUACAAACGGCAUCGGCUAUGGCGUUAGAGAAUCUAUCUCAAGAAUCGAAGAAUCUGACGAAAUUACCGGAACAUCCUUCUCCGGGGGUCUGCGCCCCCUUCUUCCCUUGCUUAAGCAAACCCCAAAUUGUUACGGGACUAUGCAAAAUCCACCGUGGCAAAUGUUCGUUGAGAGAAACAUUUUGCUUAUUGGAGGGAAAUGCGGUCGAUAAACUAGUCGCGCUCUUGGACCAUAAUAAUGAUAAAGUGGUGGAAGCUUCGCUUGCGGCUAUUUCAACUUUGUUGGACGAUGGAGUUGAUAUAAACGAGGGCGUUCAAUUGUUGAUAGAUACGGAAGGGAUUAAGCCUAUACUCGACUUGUUGCUCGAGAAACGAACGGAGAGUUUGAUAAGGAGGGCAGUUUGGGCAGUUGAAAGAUUGUUGAGGAAUGAAGAGAUUGCUUAUGAAGUUUCGGGUGAUCCGACUGUUGUUACGGCACUUGUGGAUGCUUUUCAAAACGGAGAUUAUCGGUCACGGCAGAUUGCUGAGCGUGCGUUGCAACAUGUCGACAGAAUCCCGAGAUUCUCGGGUAUUUUUCCGAUCUAGUGAAUGGUUAUUUUCGAACUAGUUAAUACUGCAAUUGGCAGUUUGUAUUAUUAUUAUAAUAAAUUUUUUUUUUGUUGAGUCUUUGAGAUGUGAAGGUAUAUAGUUUAUUACAUUUUGUUGGGUUAACCCUUUUUUUUUUUUUUUUUUUUAAUUAUUUCCAUAGUUUUUUACUUUAGAAGUUCAAUGUGAGAUUAUGCAUCAUUUGCAGGAAGUUGUUAAGGAUACAUUGUCAAUUAUUGUGGAUUUUAGUCAUGAUUAUUGAGGAAAAAUCACUAAAA
Erythranthe guttata (spotted monkey flower) is the source of this 3019-nucleotide messenger RNA. Its product is annotated as U-box domain-containing protein 43. The record is from RefSeq and is a predicted model, not a curated record. Gene Ontology annotation, molecular function: ubiquitin-protein transferase activity; protein binding. Gene Ontology annotation, biological process: protein ubiquitination. Lineage: Eukaryota; Viridiplantae; Streptophyta; Magnoliopsida; Lamiales; Phrymaceae.